AUGAACGAAGCUCGUUUUUUUGAGUUUCAGAUUUCGUCAUUUCCAUUGCAUAUAGACCGUGAUUUCAUUCAUGUGUCUUGUACAGUAAACGGUACCACUGUGUACGCGAAUUUCCUCUACAACGUGAAUCCAAAAACAAACAGAAGACGUUUGAUACCUGAGUCAGAAAACCAACUGAAUAUAUUUAUUUUUGGAUUCGACUCCGUGUCACGUUAUCUGGCUGAGAGGAAAUUAAGACGGACUCUACAUGUCAUGGAAAACCAACUGAAUGCCUACAAAUUUGAGGGAUAUGCACGCGUGGGUGAUAAUACCUUUCCAAAUUUAUUAGCUGCCAUGGCAGGAAAGACCAUCACAGAGGCCAUAUUAUCUCGCACAAUAAAUUCAUUGUACUCGGAAGUGAUCAAACGUGGCUACAUCGACUGUCAUGCUGAAGAUUGGACCUCUUAUUAUCCACCUUUUGUAUUAUCGUAUCCAAAUUAUACUCACUAUCUGAGAACGUUGUUCCUGUCAAGAGAGAAUCCUAAUCUUAAAAUAGUAAAGACGAGCAAAGAACACGCAAAUCUUCGAAAGGUGGUUGAUCCAAAAUGCUUCGGAAAUCAAAAACAACACAAGAUUAUUUUAGAUUAUACUAGGAUGUGUAUUGAACGGUACAAAGGUUUGAGGAAAUUCGUCUUCUUUUGGCAAAAUGAAAUAAGUCAUCAUCAGCCGAAUUUUCUUUCUCUAGCGGACCAGGACACAGCUGAUCUAAUAUCAUGGAUGAAUGACAACGGUCAUCUGACCAAUUCUGUUCUGAUACUUAUGAGUGACCAUGGUCCUCGUUAUGGCCCCAUUGCUAGACAUGAACUCGGUGUACUAACAAGAAAUCUUCCUUUACUUAGCAUUUAUAUUCCACGCGCUGUCAUACAGAAGUAUCCACAUAUACACGAGAAUUUUCUUACAAACAGAAUGCGUCUCUCUACUCCGUUUGAUCUUCAUGAAACUCUCAAAGACGUUUUAUUCCAAACCUUAAACAAAAAAUCUACAUUACCAUCUUUUUCAUCACCAAGGGGAAUAAGUCUUUUUCAAGAAAUACCAAAAUACAGAAGUUGUUACGAUGCGUCAGUGCCAGAAAACUACUGUCCGUGUUAUAAUUCAGAACCUUUAGAUAUCCAUAAUUCCAUAGUAAGGAGUGCAGCUAGUUUUGCAGUACUUCAUAUAAAUAUACAACUGAUGAAGUCAAAUUUCUCGUGUAACAAUUUACAGCUAAUGUCAGUCCACUCGGCAAAGCUUCAGAAAGUUCCCCAGAAACCGAACUCCGCAAAAGUGAUGCAGACGUUUGUCAUUUUUGAAACUAUACCGGGACAUGCAAUAUUCCAAGCAACAAUCCGAAGGCAUUCACAAAGUAUUCACAGCAUGGAGAUCAUAGGAGACAUAGAAAGAGUAAACAGUUAUGGCAAUCAGUCUAGCUGUGUUCCUAACGAACCAAUCAAUGCACAGUACCGUUUAUAUUGCUUUUGUGUGUGA
Messenger RNA from Ostrea edulis (European flat oyster), 1503 nucleotides. RefSeq lists its product as uncharacterized. The coding region runs from base 1 to 1503 and encodes 500 amino acids. The record is from RefSeq and is a predicted model, not a curated record. NCBI's taxonomy places the organism in Eukaryota, Metazoa, Mollusca, Bivalvia, Ostreida, Ostreidae. The transcript has a single exon.